AUGACAGACUAUGUUGUAUUGCAUCUGGUACCAAACCAGCAAGACGGUUCGCCUACGUUUGAGCCAAUUGAGCGCAAAAUGUACGAACGAGUGUCUUUAAAACUAGGUAGACAGGUCAAAUCACCACAAGAAAAAGCAGAAGCGGCUACAUCGAAUGCAGCUAGCAUCGCGCAGGCAGCCUUAACACCAUCAUCAAGCCAAGCCGUAACCACACCAUCGCAUGCUGGCCGCACAUCAUCCGUUCAGAUCUGGACUCCAGGCACUCAUUCUAGUGACAACAACUCAUCUCAAGAAAAUGAAGGUUUUGGUACAUUUACUGCUACUGGCCAGCAUGGAGGACCUUCAAAUGACCACUCUCCACGGUCUCCUUUCGACCAUGCACGCGCCUUCUUUCUUGGGUCAGUUGGAAGCCAUCCCAAAACUACCCAUGCAGCGACAGCCUCGGUCACAUCUAAAGCGGCGACUCCUGCAAACAAUGAAUCGACGUUGGUAACAUCUGAAGCUGUCCAUGAGAGCAAUGCAUCUAGAGUCGAAAUGGCUCUUUCAGCCACGAUACCUGCAAUUUCUCCGUCAGACGUGACUAGAGGUUCUGUCAAGGCCACGCUACCACCACUGCCAAUUCAAACAGUUGAGACGGCCUGGUUCAAGAGCAAGGUGGUUAGUCGUAUCCACGCUGAAAUAUGGAACAAGGAUGGGCAGCUUUAUCUCAAGGAUAUUGGUAGCUCAUCUGGAACAUUUUUGAAUAAAAUGCGGCUUAGUCCAGCUAGCAAGGUCAGUCGGCCUUAUCCUAUUCGUGCUGGAGAUGUGAUUCAACUUGGGGUAGACUAUCAAGGUCGUACAGAAGAUAUCUACAAGGCUGUAGAGAUUAAAGUACUGGUGGAGCUCCAAACUGCCUCGACUACAACCAAGAAGCGAAAUUCGGCUGCAAGAUUUCGCUCAGCAUUGAAGGCACUAUUAACAGCUACAAACCCGUAUUCCACUUCCCAUACAGUCAAAAAGGAUAAAUCACAGUCAUCAGAAAAAACACACGAUCACUCUGGGUCGGUUGAUUGUUGCAUCUGUCUAUCUUCGAUAGGACCCUAUCAGGCACUGUUUAUCGCGCCUUGCUCGCAUUGCUAUCAUUACAAAUGCAUUCGACACGUUUUGAAGGACUCACUAAUGUUUCCGUGUCCUGUAUGUCGUCAAGUGGCUAACCUCGAUGCCAGUGUUUCCAUGGAAAGUUUAUUCGACUAUGACAAAGAAAGCCACCAUUUUACCAACAAUAAUGAGGACAAAAACUCGGAUAGCGAAAGCGAUCCAUCAUCAGACGAAUCAGUUGAAAAUGGCCCGAGUACAAAAAAUGUAGAUCCCGACGAGACGAUUGAAAUGGACACAGCUGGCAUGGAGCCAAACUCAAAGGCUGUAGAUUCAAACUUUCUCCAGCACCAACAAUCAUCUAGCAUACAUUCUCAGCAAUCACUUCCUGAAGGUAAACGGGAUGUCGAGGAUUUCCGCCCAAUACUUUUGUUUGGUCAAAAACCAUCCACAAACGGAAUGCCCUUUCUAGGCAUCAAUACUCCAUUUACUGUCAACGGAGCCUCAUUCCAAAAUGCAACCCACUAUCAUCGAGAUAAUCGUGUGUCCUCUAGUAGUUCUGCUCAAUUCACAUUACCAGAUGAUCGUGCUGUUCCCUCAAUGUUUGGCUCUGAUAAAAUGGCAUCUGAGCUACUUGGUAUGUCCCAGCAAGGACAAACUAUUCCACAUACUGGCCUCUCUGGUAGUGUUGGUAACAUGUCCACAUCUUAUAACCACUAA
Batrachochytrium dendrobatidis JAM81 is the source of this 1794-nucleotide messenger RNA. RefSeq lists its product as uncharacterized. NCBI's taxonomy places the organism in Eukaryota, Fungi, Chytridiomycota, Chytridiomycetes, Rhizophydiales. Gene Ontology annotation, biological process: ubiquitin-dependent protein catabolic process; protein K48-linked ubiquitination. The record is from RefSeq and is a predicted model, not a curated record. Gene Ontology annotation, cellular component: cytosol; cell division site; ubiquitin ligase complex. The transcript has 3 exons. Gene Ontology annotation, molecular function: ubiquitin protein ligase activity; protein binding. Bases 1 to 1794 code for a protein of 597 amino acids.